AUGGCUCCCAGGAUAGAAGACGCCGGGGUGCUGGACCAGAAACGACAAGACGGCAGCCAUUCCCGAACUGCGACCCCAAACAUCGCCGGCCACGGCGCGGCAUCGGAUCCCGCAAAGCGGCCGUCUCCGCACACCGAGGCCACCGGGGAGCCGGGAAGAAUCCCGACCGUCGACGCGCCAUUCGACUUUCCAACAACGACGGCGCCCCCUCCGCCCUACGAGGCCCUCGCCGACGCCGACGCCGACGCAGGGCCAAGCUCAUCCAGCGGCGCCCAGGCGAGGCCCAUUGCCAUACCACAAGUCGCUCCCGACCAGGCGGCCCCUUUCCUCCGCGCCUAUCCCCCCCGCCUCCUGGCCUACGGCAUCAUCGAGCAAACGUGGCGGUCGUUCCUGGACACCGUGUCCGCCUUUCUCACGGCCAAGGUAUCCGACCAGGCCGUAGCCCACGCGGCAGACGUGGCAAGGAGUCUCGGCGAACCGCCCAAAAACUACGGCAGGGCGCUCGCCAACCACACCAAAAGUGUCGGCAAGCAGCUCGCCAAAGACGCCAGGCGCUUCAACGUGUCGGGCGUGGCGGCCGGCGUCGUUGGGGGCGCAAUCUCCAUCCCCAUGCACGCUGCGUUGGGUGCUGUCCAUACGAUAUUCCAGAUUCCUGGCUCUGCCGUGUCUGCUAUUUCCAGGACGCCCAGGACGCCGCUGCAACGAGCGGCCACUUAUGCGGCUGUUGCGAAUCAGGACUGGCUGGAUGGCCGAGGUCUUCAUGCCGUGCUUCUAGACACGAAGCAGCUGGCUGCCAUGGUUCACGUCCCGGGGGACAAGUUUUUGGAAAUGGCGGCUGUGGGGGGCAAGAGCGGCACGGCGGCGGCGACAAUGAGCGCCUUGGAUGGGCAUGUUGAGAAGCUGAACAUGUUGGGGGAUGAGGCUGUGGUAUUGAGCGACACGUCGUUGUGGUUGGUGCUGGUGCCGGUUGUGAAGGAGGAGGAGGAGGAUACGAGGUAA
Molecule: messenger RNA, 999 nt
Organism: Metarhizium album ARSEF 1941
Lineage: Eukaryota; Fungi; Ascomycota; Sordariomycetes; Hypocreales; Clavicipitaceae
Exons: 1
Coding region: 1-999 (332 amino acids)
Source: RefSeq, a predicted model, not a curated record